Symbiodinium natans is the source of this 2493-nucleotide messenger RNA. NCBI's taxonomy places the organism in Eukaryota, Dinophyceae, Suessiales, Symbiodiniaceae. The record is from the annotation of a GenBank genome assembly.
AUGAACGUCGGACCAGUGCAUGAUCGAGUGCUCGGCCGCCUUGGCGUGCACAGCAACUCGUGGAGGCGGAGGAGGCACCAGCAAAAGCACUGGACUCCAAUUCGCCCGAAGCCGGGCCUCCCGUGCCUCCCGUGCUUCCCAUGCUUGGCCAGUGCCAGCCUUUCUGCUUCUGGAACCCUUGUGGCCCUUGUGGCCAGCCAGGCCCGUGGGGCCCGUGGGGCCCGCAAGCGGCUGCGGCGGCUUCGGCCCCGGAGCAGGGCCCCUUCUCAGAGCCAAGGCCAAGGCCAGUGCCAACCCCUGGCAGAUUUUCCACUGGACGGCGUCACGCUCACGGAUUACAUGAUUCAACACACUGACAUCAUGAGCUGCUCCAUCCCCUACGACCUCCCCGAAGCUCCAGUAUCCUUUGACAGCGUGGCGCACUUCGUCGAUGUGCAGCUCGCUGCUGUCAUUGAGAUGCUCCGGGAGGACCUGGGCUAUAUGCUUGACAUGUGCAAGGAGGCACCUCCUGGGCAAGGUCCUGGGCAGCAUGCACACUUGCAGUAUCUCGGAACUUCAUUGAGCUGCUGCAACAUAGCAGCAGAUGGGGGUAAAGGCAUAGCAGCGAUGAAGGUGAUGCCGCUGCCGCAGCGAUUUCCCCUGGAAAAUUCGAGGUCGCAAUGGAGCAGGUUCAUGCUCCUUGCACAGUGCAGAGCUGUUCAGAAGUCCAAACGAGUCAAGGAUGUCGGCCUGGUCUUUUGCGAAACGAUGAACCAGAAGGACGGACUGGUGCUGUGGGCUCCGGAGAGGGUGCUAAAGAAGCUGCAAAGUUGCAUGCUGCAAGGUGAUUCCACCUGUUUCUGGAAGCUACAGAGCUUCAACCGCAUGGUUACAGAUCCCCUGGCCGUGCUUCAGAACUUGCGCAGUGCACCUCCCACUGAGAUGUGCCGCGCGCUGUUCUUUGGCGAGAUAUCUGGAGGUUCCGAGAGCGAUGCGGAUCUGUGUCAGCGCUUGGACUGCUGGGUGGCGGCGAACCCCCAUGUGCCGAUGAUGUUCAACCGCCAGCAAGGCCGCGCGCUGGCACUUGAAGCGCUCACGGCUGCAGGGCCAGUUGUGGUGCAAGGGCCUCCAGGCACCGGCAAGUCACACUUGAUAGCCCACGCGCUCCUUCCGCAAAUCAUCCAGCGUGGUGGUCGUGCUUUGGUCUUGUGCAACAGCAAUUCUGCGCUGGAUUCCAUCGCAGAGAAAGUGCUAGAUCCUGGCGAGUUCAUUUCCAACAGCGGCUACGUCUCUGCCGAAUCGAGGUGCCUCCGCGUUGGGUUCCAGAAGAAAGUCUGCAAAAAAGUGCUUGAGGCGGGCUGGUUCCGAGAAUUCAAUGCCAUCCAUGAGGUCAGCAGCGGCCGGAAAUCAGUCGUUUUCACGACGCUGUACAACACACUUACGAAGCAUGAGGACUUUUCGAAAGCCAAGUUUGACACGCUGAUCAUCGAUGAAGCAGGACAGGUCGAGGACUGGAGGCUGUUUAUUGUGCUGCAGACGAUGACAAGCCUGAAGAAAGUGAUUCUGGUAGGUGACCAUAAGCAGCUGCAGCCCUACGUAAGCGACGGCGUGCGAGACAGGGGGUAUGGAAGAAGUACAAUGGAGAGGCUGAUUGCCGGCAAGGUCGGAGCAGGAAAUGCCGGCAUCGAUUUCAUCAUGCUGGAGGAGCAGCACCGAAUGCCCCCCUCUGUGCGCAACAUCGUCAGCAGGGUGUUCUACAACAACAGAUUAACAGACGGGCCGAACAUUCUGGCGAAGAGCAGGCGGUCCCACGGAACCUCCGCGAAAGCAAUUGUUGCCUUCGACCUGUCGUUUGGCAAGACCAAUCUCAAACCACUUGAGCGAUCGCUGGAGAACUUGGACGAGGCGACCAUCUCCAAGCUUAUUUAUGACCACCUUCUGCAGGCACCAAGCUUGUACACAGUGCAUGACAUUUGCGUCUUGUCCCCAUACAAUCGCCAUAAGAAUCGAUUGCGUACAAUGCUCGCCGGAAUUCCAGAGGGGGACUGGGCGAGGUGGGAGAAUCUGAGCCCGGACGUCGUCAUGGAUUCUAGCAUGGAUGACCAAACUGCAGCAGUGCGUAACAUCGACACAGUGGACAAGUUCCAGGGCUCGGAGCGAGAGGUCGUGAUCAUCAAUACCGUCAGUGGUUGCCUGGAAAACACACAGCGUGCUUGCGAUCCACACUUCAUCAAUGUAGCAAUGAGCCGAUGCAAGAGCUUGCUGGUGCUGAUCGGCAGGCUAACAGAACUAGGAGAUGGGGGUGGCAGCUGGCAGCGAAUCAUGACUUUCCUUCAGGAAGCCCAGGUGCAGGCUCACGGGGGAGGCGCAGAAGACGUGCUGAUUCUGCCGUGCGGAACGAUGGAAGAGGCGAAAGCGGGUGUUGAAGCAUUGCUUCACUUUGUGUUGCCGCCUGGAAGCAUGACGGGAAGCAUGACUGCCUCUGGACCGGAUGCCAAGAGAAGCAAAGCCUGA